CUUCAUAUUUGCACGCGGAAAUUGAUGCGAUCAUAUGUAAAUGCAGUGUUAGGGCAACUAUUGAGAGAUACAAGAAAGAUUGUGUCGAUUCCUCGAAUCCAGGAUCUGUUUCUGUGGCUAACACGCAGUUCUAUCAGCAAGAAGCCACCAAGCUGCGAAGACAGAUACGAGAGAUACAGAAUACAAACAGACAAAUUCUUGGCGAGGACCUUGGCGCUUUGAAGUACAAGGAACUCAAGAACUUAGAGACUAAAGUGGAGAAGGCCAUUGGAAGAAUUCAUUCGAAAAAGAAUGAAUUACUGUUUGCUGAAAUUGAGUUCAUGCAGAAAAGGGAGUUAGAGCUGCAAAAUGCUAACAUGUAUCUACGAGCAAAGAUAGCUGAGACUGAGAGAGCACAACAGCAAUUGAACAUGAUGCCAGCAUCUGAAUACCGGCCUAUGACUUCACAAUCUUAUGAUGUUCAGAAUUUCCUCCCUGUUAACCUCAUGGAUCCUAAUCCGCAAUACUCUCGUUAGGAUCGUGACGACAGCUCCCUUAUCAAAGUUAAUAUGUGGAGAACUCUUUCGAAACAAUUAGUCGGCUUCGUUCUUCUAUUGCAACAUGAAAUUCUGAAGAUGGAUCUCUACUUUUUCUGAAUUUUAUGUACUUUCAAGCGUUAAGAAUUUUCAAGAAUAAGAACUUACUACUUUGAAAGCUGUGACAAAUCUCGCUGUAAUCUUAAAGCCAGCUAAAACUCUCAGCAGUUCACAUAUGAGAGAUUUUAUAUAAUAUUUCUACUUUUAAUUGCCA
This is a messenger RNA of Olea europaea var. sylvestris, 789 nucleotides long. RefSeq names its product floral homeotic protein AGAMOUS-like. The record is from RefSeq and is a predicted model, not a curated record. Gene Ontology annotation, biological process: regulation of DNA-templated transcription. Gene Ontology annotation, cellular component: nucleus. Gene Ontology annotation, molecular function: DNA-binding transcription factor activity. The annotation marks the transcript as partial. Lineage: Eukaryota; Viridiplantae; Streptophyta; Magnoliopsida; Lamiales; Oleaceae. The transcript is spliced from 7 exons.